ACUAUCCUAAUACUUAUCAACAAGGACAAACUAGGCUAGACGAGGCAGUAUCGCUAAUUAUAUUUAAUGUAGGUCCUUAACAUGUAGGUACAUAUUUAUGGCAAGAUGACGGUAUAAAUUAAUGAAAGAUAUAGUUAUAACAGACUUUUUACGUAUAGAUGAGAAAUAAAAAAUCUAUCAUAAUAUGACUGUUACAGUUAUAGCGCCAUCUGUUGACUGUCGAAAAAUAUAACUUAAACAAUGGGAAUGAAAGUAAACCACCAACCGCAAGAUGUCACUAUUACCAGAAAUUUGUACGUACGUGGAAAACGCUCUUCACACAAGUUGCAAUCCUGAAAGAAGUAUGAAACCAUUGGCGCGCAGUGUUCGUUUUAUGUAAAGCUCGGAAACAUUUCAGUGCUACCCCAGUUGCCGCUCUAGAAAGACGUGUACUCUUAAUGUUAUUGUUUCCAACAAGUUUGCGAUGUUGUUAAGUAAGAUAUAAACAAGAAUGAAUCAUUAAAAGUAUUUAGUUUAUAGAGUUUAAAAGAACAUUAUAAUAAACUGUUCCGGUAUUGUUUUUAAAAAACUUAAUAUUACAAAAUGAAUUCAAAUAAAUAAUAUUUCUUGUAGGUCUAAUUUAGAUCUAACAUGAGAUAUGCCUAACUUUUGGGAAAACUGUUACCUAUUUUAAUAAAUAUUAUGGACAGUGUUAUUCAAAACUUAUUUUUACCUGAUUUUUUUUAUUAAUAUAAAUAAUAAUUGAAAAUGUGCUGUUGCUACUUCAUUACAAACUAUGGUAUUUGAGUGAAAUUUAUGCCAUUAAUAUUUUAACGAUGUCGUCAGAGAUAUCUGUAGACGGACCAGAAAAGACGAGCUUUCUUCGUCGUUUUACUGCGGGCUGUUUAAAAACUGCUUGUUCUCAAGUCGGUUUAGUUGUGAUAGUUGUUAUUUACGUCCUCUUGGGUGCUGUGUUGUUUGAAUAUCUGGAGUCAGGACCCCAAGUGCAGGAGAGAACAGCUAUUCAUCGUUCGAGGGAAGAGUGUUUGAAAGAGCUAUGGGCAAUCACAGAACGCUUAAACGUCCUCUACGAAAGAAAUUGGACGAGACUUGUGCAUGAACAGCUGCGGAAGUUCGAGUCCUCAAUAGUGACAGCAGCAAGACAAUCAGAGAACCAAUCUGCGGAACUGGCCCUUGACUCCAAGUGGUCGUUCUCCGGUGCCCUCAUCUAUUGCAUAACUUUGAUAACCACUAUAGGUUAUGGAAACGUAUCUCCCAGGACAGCGGCUGGUAAGGCUGCCACAGUAGCGUACGCAGCAGCAGGAGUCCCCUUAGCUCUAGCCUGUUUAGCUGGACUUGGUGCUUCCUUGGCGAGGCUAGCAAGAUUAGCCUGGCUGCGUGCCACUAAGGACAAAGUACCAAAUACAUGGAGAAAAGAUGAGAUGGAGAACUUCCAACUACAUGAGCAACAACGUUUAUUACCUCAGCCAAUCGAGAGCAAUCAGUAUACAUCAUUUCCACCUCGCACACAUAGGUGCCUUGAAACCGUAAAAGCGAGAGCCGGUGAUAGGGGCCAAUACUCGCAAGUUUUUGAAAAGGCCCCGCCAAGUCCACGGGCUGCCACUCUCGGCAGAAUAAAACGAAGAAGUCUCGAUGAGCCCCAUACGUCAACGAUGUUACAAACACAAACAUUAGACAGAAAGAAAACAUUGGGCAGUCCUAAAUGCAUGGCUACAGUGCAUGCACCAAAUCGUAGAGGACGAACUAUUCAAAGACCUCGUGGUGCUAUCAUAGAACAACUGAUAGCUGAAGAAUGCGGAGAAGAUAUCAAUAAUCGGAGUCAAGAUGAACUAGAUGAUUCUGAGGAUGCUGAUGAUCCGAUGUGUCCUCAUGAUACACCAUCACGAGUGCCUUUAAUUUGGAAUGAAGAGAACCGUAAACAAAGAAGUUGUGCUGUUCCAAGCAUAAGCGCAACUAACACGUAUAGUCAAAGUCCUAGCAUAGAACACUGUCAUGUACCUAUCGGUAUAGUGUUAUUCCUCCUCGUAGGAUAUAUUUGUAUAGGCGCCACUAUUUUCUCUGUCUGGGAAAACUGGAGUUUCUUAGACGCUGCCUACUUCUGCUUCAUUGCCUUAGCAACUAUUGGUUUUGGUGACUUUGUUCCUACCAGUUUUGUCACGUCGAAAUCUAAUACUGAGUACUCAAAAAGUGAAUACUUACAAAUAAUUGCGUGUUGUGCGUAUCUUGUUUUUGGACUAAUACUAAUAGCCAUGUCAUUCAGUUUGGUCCAAGAUGAAGUUGUUCACCGAUGUUCACAAUUAGCAAAUAGUUUGGGAAUAUCUCGUCAAUGACAGUACGAGAAAAGUGAUUGUAGCUCCAGCGACAAUCACUUAGGAAUGUUAUGAUUAUUGUAAAGAACAUCUAUAAUCGAAUCGAUCUAUAUUUCUAUCGCAUAUAUUUUCUUGUUAAAUAAAUAAAAUGAAAUUAUUUUCACACAUCUACUUUAGUUAGUGAAGUAAAAACUUGAUAUUUAAUGAUAAACUGGAUGUUUCUAAGAUUUGUUUGGUUUCGUCGAUGUUUUUGCAUGUAAAUAUUGUAAAAAUCUACUUAUAAAAGCAAGGCUGACGUUGUAUUAAUACAAUAUAAUUGUGUGAAUUUGA
Molecule: messenger RNA, 2639 nt
Organism: Leptidea sinapis
Lineage: Eukaryota; Metazoa; Arthropoda; Insecta; Lepidoptera; Pieridae
Product: TWiK family of potassium channels protein 7-like
Exons: 6
Coding region: 816-2330 (504 amino acids)
Biological process (GO): potassium ion transmembrane transport; stabilization of membrane potential
Cellular component (GO): membrane
Molecular function (GO): potassium ion leak channel activity
Source: RefSeq, a predicted model, not a curated record